CGUCAGAGGUGGAGAUGUCAUGGCGUUUUCGGAGCUGAGACUGGAGCUUGCCAUCUAGUUAAAGGUUGUCGUCGAUGCGUUCAACGAAAUGGAGAAGGAUGCAAACCCUCAUCGAGACGCGGGAGGAAGUGUCCUGUGCCCCGCUGUCCCCGCAGAACCCUCGGAUAUCAAAACAGUGGGCGGAAUGAAAGAUGUCUGCGAGAAGAGAGCGACUCUGAGUACUUGUGCAAGUGCUAGCGGUGCUAAUGCUACACCCUGCACACAGACAUCAGAUGCUGCUGAGACAGUAAGCAAAAGCGGACAACCGAACGUUUUACCAGAGACACCGUCGCCCGGUGCAGCGGAUCAGCUGAGUAACGGGAUGGGAUACGAACCGUCGAUGACCGCUGCUGGGAAUACGGAGGGUGGCACCUCAAAGUUAGUAAACAGCCUCACGGGAGAGCAACCCGACGCCAAUAAUGUGCACGCGCACGGUUUGGAUGGAGGGACUCUAGAAGCGACGAAGCUGGCCAAGUCUGCUUAUUUGUGUUCGGACAAAGCAAAAUCCGCGAGCUCGAAUUCAAACGAUCACACCGUGUCCGAGGGUCCUCCGAGCGGGAGUGAGCCCAGCAUCGCAGGAGAGUCCCGCAGCUUUGAUUCACUGGAGUCCUUCUCCAACCUCAACUCCUGCCCGAGUUCAGACCUCAACAGCGAAGGGCUGGAGGACAAGGGGCUGGCUUUGACGAUUCAGAGUGAAUACGGGGCUGAUGGAACGAAAAUCCCCUGUCCUAAAGACAGGGUGACCGGUCAGUCGUUGUACCACAUCAAGUGGAUAAAGUGGAAGGAGGAAAACACGCCUAUCAUCACACAGAACGAGAACGGGCCGUGUCCGCUGCUGGCUAUUAUGAAUGUCCUGCUAUUGUCAUGGAAGGUCAAGCUGCCACCAAUGAUGGAGAUAAUAACAGCAGAGCAGCUGAUGGAAUAUCUAGGAGACUAUAUCCUUGAAGCAAAGCCAAAAGAGAUCUCGGAGGCUCAGCGGCUGAACUAUGAGCAGAAUAUGAGUGAUGCUAUGGCUGUGCUGCAUAAACUGCAGACAGGUCUGGAUGUAAACGUUAAGUUCACAGGUGUGCGGGUAUUCGAAUACACACCCGAGUGCAUUGUCUUUGACCUGCUGGAUAUCCCACUCUACCAUGGAUGGCUGGUUGACCCACAGAUGGCUGAUAUAGUCAAGGCAGUGGGAAACUGCAGCUAUAACCAGUUGGUAGAGAAGAUAAUCAGCUGUAAGCAGUCAGACAACAGCGAGCUGGCUGGGGAAGGUUUUGUGGCAGAGCAGUUUCUGAACAGCACAGCGACUCAGCUAACAUACCACGGCCUGUGUGAACUCACUUCUACUGUAGAAGAGGGAGAACUGUGUGUCUUCUUCAGGAACAAUCACUUCAGCACCAUGACCAAAUUUAAGGCCCAGCUGUACCUGCUGGUAACGGAUCAGGGGUUUCUCACUGAGGAGAAGGUGGUUUGGGAAAGUCUGCAUAAUGUCGACGGAGAUGGAAACUUCUGCGACUCAGAGUUUCAUCUGAGGCCACCCUCUGACCCGGAAACUGUGUACCGUGGUCAGCAAGACCAGAUCGAUCAGGACUACCUGAUGGCGCUGUCUCUGCAGCAGGAACAGCAGGCCUCAGACCUGGGUUGGGAACAGAUCCCAGAAGGCAUCAGUGAUCUAGAGCUGGCCAAGAAGCUGCAGGAGGAGGAGGACCGCAGAGCGUCACAGUACUAUCAGGAGCAGGAACAGGCACAGGCGGCAGCAGCAGCGGCUGCGCAGGCACAGGGACAACAACCAGCAGCUGGUGCCGACCAGGUGGAUAGAGUAGCAGCUGCUGGAGCCCCAGCGGGGGGAGCCACGGCUUCUCCAAGCCCUGGAAAACAGCCCUCAACGGGGGAACGCAAACCCAAGAAGGAAGCCAAGGACAAAGACAAAUGCAUCUUGUUGUAACGGCAGUGGACUACGUGAGUGUGAAACGGGCAGCAGUUUAAUUCCAGUGGCUCUGCAAUGCAUCUCCCAGCCUGAGGUGGAGAAAGAAUAGACGACAGAUGAAGUGUGAUAGACGAAGAGGACUUGCCAUUCUCAAGCCACUUGUGCCUGACUUUAACCCUCGGAGUUCUGAAGAUGCAGACAAGAAGAGAGGGGUGUCACUACAAGGACUAUCACUACAUCUUUCGUAGAGCUGGCCAAAUGUUCUCAGCAGGAAAACCACUGCAGUGCACUAUAUUUGUGUGGGGUCACCAGGGAGGUUUUUUUUGGUAGUAAAACAAGGUAAUGUACACACAGCAGUAGGCAAAAAGCCCCCCCCGAAAAAAAAAGUGGCACUACAUUUUUUUCAUUAUACAAAGCAUUUUCUUUUUUGUGAAUUUCCGUUAUUGAUGUUUAUAAGCUAUUUUAUACCAGGUUACCCCUACAUGUGCACAUGUAGAUCUGUUGUAUUGGUCAGUUUAUUUUAUUUAACUGAAGGAUAUCCAAGAUCUUUUAAUGAAUGGCCGUUCACAUGAACAGGUAGCAAGCCAACAGGUCGUUUGGCAAAGGUGAUGUCUCAGGACAUGACGUAGGCCACCGUAGUUCUUUGCCUGGCAGUUUGUUGCCAAAUUUUUCAUUGUUGAUAUUGUAAGGAGAAGUCACUUCCAUUUUAGAGAGUGAGAUCUUGAUGAAACAAAUGCAUUCAAAAAGGGUUUCCUUAUCAGGCAGUAUAAGAUCCAGUUUGUUAUUUAAAUGCGUCUACAAAAGAAUAUUUGCAAAUAGGACAUAACUGUUAAUAUCAGUGAACAACUGACACUACCAUUAAUGUAAAUAGCUUUAAAAUAUCAAAGCCAGUAGAUUAUAUAAAAUACAUGGCCAAGUUUUUGCUUCGCCCCACACCUUUUACCUUUCAGCCAAAUGUUUGGUUCAUAUUUGCCUUAUAAAAUGAAGUAUACGAGUAGGAUCAUCAUCCAUGAAAUUUGGCAUUGCUCAAUGAACUACAGUGUUAUUGCCCCCAAAACUGAAUGGUUCUUCUAAAGAAAUCUAAUUUUUGUUCAUAACGGUUUGUUUUCCGCAAAUGAUAUUGGUUUUACAAAGGGCCGAUGUUAAUACUGAAAUAUGAAGAGCAGGUUGGCCGAUUCUUGAAAGAAAUAAGAGGAAAUUUAGCACUACUGUAAACCAGGCAAGCGACACUUAUUGCCCAAUGGCGAUAGUCUGAAAAUGGACACUGGCCAAAUAAAUGAGCUGACGGAUAUAUCGGCCUAUCGCUAGGUCUAGCUAUAAGUUUCACACUCUUUCAUGUACAUUGUACAUACUCAUAUAUGCUAUAUGGACGUAAUGUAGGAAAGGAUUACUCAAGCCCAUUCUGUUCCAGUGCUGCCUCCUGAGAGACAAGGUCUUUUCUAUCCAAACAUUCCAGCUAUAUGCCUUGAACUGAGCAUUGUACUGAGGUUUAGGCUCAGGGAAGCGCUAAAGUUGGGCUAUUUUACCUGCUGUUCUGCUCUCACAAUGCAAGAAGGAACAACUCCUGCAUGUAGAUGAGCCUCGUGAUGGUUUAGUCAUCAGUUUUCCUGGUGGUUAACGUUACAUGCGAGCACAGAAGAUGCUGAUAAUGCUAGUCGUGGGCUGGAGCGGUUCAUUCGACAUUUGGUCCCUCAGUGGCCAACACUCUCUGUAUAUAAAAAGCCUUACAAUAUUUACAGUAUCUUUUAUACUGACAAAGAUAGGUGAGAGACAAGACUGAGACAAUCUGAGCUUACCUUAGACAGAAAACCGCACAGGCCUUCACAGAAGGAACAUAUCCACGUGUGUCUUGCAAACAGUUUGAGUUAGCUUACUUGGUAACAGAUAUAGAUUCAAACUAUGUAAAACACAAGGUUUUAUUUAAAAGUUCCCUUUGAUUAGGCCAGUUCGCACCAGAAAACCACACUCCCAUUAGUCCCAUAGGAAGCAGGGAAUGCAGAAGUUCCAAACACAGUAUUUCCAGCACUUAAACCCCAUGCAUUUCAGUCUGUACCGAGCACAUUCACUGGUAAUUUUGAUUAAAUGAUUGCAUUUUGUGACAUUUUAGUUAGUUAAUGUUCAUCGAUAUUAUCAAGUUAAAUUCUCAUGUAACGUUAGUCUACGCUAUGGAAGCAAUCCCCCUUCCCUCCAACAUUACAUUUAAGGCUACUAUAAAUAGUCAAUGUAAAACUAUGCGUUAAUAUUUACUCGAAAUUGCUGCAAAUAUGUUAGCUGCUGCUAUCUGUCCCGCUUAAACCACAGAUUUUAAAAAAAAAAACAUUCAAACGGGUUCUAGCGCCAGGGGCUACAUGAACCACAUGACUGCUUCACUCAAAGUAGUAGUAUGCCACAUGUAGACUGGACAUUUUCUGAAUGCGCUGAUCUGUGCCACCUGACCGCUGCAGAUUCAUGUAACGUUAGACAAAAAAAAAAAAAAAAAAAAAAAAAAAAAAAAAACCUUUGUACAGUGCGUGCCAUCGUAAAGUCUAACGUUAAGUCUAUCGCUCACAGCUUGGCUUUCAUUGGCGUUAAAUUAAAUGCAAUAUGGUUUAUAAUCUGUCACACCAACAGAUGAAAACGCGGUUUAUUAAAACCUCGCCCUGCAGUUCUGUUGUCUGCUGCUUUAAACGCUCGAGCUUCUAAAAUUUUUCAUCGUUUAUCAUCUGAUUUUUUUUUUUAAAUAUACGAUAUCGUUCCUUUUUGAAAUACGCUAUAGAAUUAGGAACACUUAGAAAACGUUAUAGUUAUCGUCCUUUAUAUUAACAGCCCUUUAAACUUUAUAGUUAACUACCAUAUCAACCCCUGAUCUAUAGAUCAGUGAUUUCAACUCCUAGUUGGGCUUUUAAGAGAAAUAGUAUCUAAUUUUUUUUUUUUUAAGUUGUUAGGGGUGCCCAACCCUGCUCGUGACGAUCGACUGUCCUGCAAAGUUUAGCACCAAUCCUAAUCAAACACACCUGAAGCAACUAAUUAAGGUCUUCAGGAUCACUUAAAAAUUAAAGGCAGGUGUGUCUGAUUAGGGUUGGAGCUAAACUUUGCAGGACAGUCCAUCGCCAGGAGCAGGGUUGGGUACCCCUGCAGAUUAAUUAGUUGGUAUCCUAAUAGUGUUGAGCCAGAAAAUGCACAUGUUUUAGUCUGUAUUUGUCAUGUUCUUAUCAUUACCGAGGGUACACUAUAAUGUAUGGUUUCACACUACACAAACAAGGUAUAGAUUUACUUUCAAAACAUCAGUAAGCUUCUUUCACCUCUGCAACUGGUGUUAUACUGGAGGAAACACAAGCCAGUCAGUAUAGAGCUGGGAGAGAAACGUCUUGAAGGUUUUGUACUGGGGUGGUGGGGUGGAAUAGGCUCUGAUUCAAACACUUCCUCAACUGUUACUCUUGCAGGUCAGGUUAAAUAUGGACAUUCCAAGGUGCUUUUGAUCAGUGGCAUGUCUGAUAAAGGAGUGAUUAAGGACAAUGUGCAACAGACUUCUCCAGCACACACAAGAUGUACUCGCUGUGCAUUAGCUUGUCAUUUGUAUUGAUUGCCAAUAACUUUUUUUUCUUCUGUAAUGUGCUUCGGCUUUAACCAUUUGCUUCUAAAGUGAUCUUGUUAACUGCAGAUGUGUAAAUUGUCACAAGAAUAUACAUGUUAGUGGGAUACAUACUGAAAUGUCAUAUUUAUAGAAAGGAGAAAAAGUGGAGUUUGUGGGUUCAGUCUCCAUGAAGAAAAUAGAAAGUCCAUUUCAAAGAGUAAACAUGGGAAAUGGCUUGAAACUGUUUAAUAUAUUUAGCUAAUGCUAUUUUUAACCUUCGAAUAAUAUUAGUAAAUGUUCCAAGGCCUUGUUUGCUUAGUUGGCCAUUGGUGUGCAGCACCCAUUGAAGCUCCAUUAUAGGUCCUAGACCGUUUUAGUUCUUUAUGCACUGUUACAUUGAAUGCACUAGAUAAGAAAUAUACCUCUUUUUAUACAAAAUUACAGCUGAACCUGAUUCAUAACACAAAAUCAUUUUUGCAAUAAGGCUUGUACUUUUGGAGCUUAAAGAACUGAAUAUAAAGAACUUUGUAAUGGUUGAGUUUCACCCUAAAUGCCCUUCCAGAUGUAAACGAAAUGUUUGCAAGACUUCUCAUGAAUAUAAUUUGAUGUUUUCAUAUCUUAGUGCCAUCAAGUGAUAUGGGAAUGAAAGCAACAAAUGAUGAAAGAGCUUGUGAAGGAGUUGAUCCAUGUUGACAGGGCAUUAACAAGGGUGAUCCAAACUAAUGACCAGUGAGGGUAAUCAUCUUCUUAAUUUCAACUGAUAUUGAAAUGCCACACAUUACACACAUGCUUUCUUCCAAUGAUGGGAACUGGAAAGUUUUCUCCUGCAUGUCUUGUCAGUUUUACUGGGUCAGUCCAUAAUGGAAAUGCAGUUGUGAUGCAUGUUUAACAGCUGAAUACAUGUACUUCUAAAUCAUUUUAAGAAACAGUCCCAUUACAAUUUCUAUUUUAUAUCCUUUAUACGUGUAUAUUUACACAAAACAUUUUAACUUAGCAAACAGAAAAAGGAUUACAAUUUUUACAAAAAAAAAUCAGGAUACUAUAAGGGUCAACCUUUUAUUGUGUGUAAGGUUCAUUAAUGACCAAAAACAUUUAUGUAGCCCAAUAGUGUCAAAAAGUAGAUGGACAACUUUUCUGUAACAAAUGCCUUAGACGAGGGACAAUACGUCUUAAUAAAGGAAAUCUGGUUCGUGAGUCUGUGUGAUUCUUCUGAUUGUCAUUCACAGUCUUCAACUUCAGAUUUGCUAAAGUUUUUCUUCCACAGACUGUGGGCAGAUACGGUUACAGAUACAGAAGCAAACUAUACAGAGAUGGUCAUAAACCACAUAAUUUAAUAGCUUGUAGAAUCAUCAAAAAAAAAAGUCACAUGUUGAAAUGCUAAAGGAAUUACAGGUGUGUCUAGUGCUACUCGCAGUAGUCUGCCCAAAGUGUAUGAGAGUAUCUGAAACAUGAAGUUAAAGUUAUCUAAACAAACACUGGUUAAGAAAUAAGCUGUACAGUCGCACCUAUAGAAUCAGGAGAACAGGAGAAUGUAUGUGCACAAAUGUUGUUUACAGGUCACCAGACAACAGUACAGAAAAAAAAAAAACCUACAUGUAAAGCCUUUUAUAAAGACAA
Cyprinus carpio (common carp) is the source of this 7121-nucleotide messenger RNA. RefSeq names its product ubiquitin carboxyl-terminal hydrolase MINDY-2-like. NCBI's taxonomy places the organism in Eukaryota, Metazoa, Chordata, Actinopteri, Cypriniformes, Cyprinidae. Gene Ontology annotation, cellular component: cell periphery; cytosol. Gene Ontology annotation, biological process: protein K48-linked deubiquitination. The record is from RefSeq and is a predicted model, not a curated record. Gene Ontology annotation, molecular function: K48-linked deubiquitinase activity; cysteine-type deubiquitinase activity; cysteine-type carboxypeptidase activity.